AUGUCCGAGACCGCGUCGACCGCCAACGUGCUCCCCAAGUCGGAUCCUGAUGCGAUAAAAACCGAUCAAGACGCGCCCGAGGGAUAUACUAAUGGGGAUGACGCGUUGGGGGAUUCAAUGGAUGGUGUUGUUGAAACAAAUGGAGAUGCGCCCGCCACCGAGAAUCAUCAUGAGUCCGACAAUAUCCAUGACGAACGACCUGCAAAGAGACGACGCACACGAGAGUCGACACCCCCUCAAAGCACACCGAAAAAGAUAAAACCAGUUUCGCCUCCAUGGAAGAAAGUAUCUGCCGACGGCCCAACAUCUUUUACCGAGAAUGGCCGUCGCAAAUCUGGCCGUAUCAACACCCUUCUACCAGAACCUACUCCUCCCAGCAAAGCUCGAACAUCAAGGAGAUCUACCGGCGCGAAUUCGACUCCGAAGCCCAAGGCAGAAAUCCAGUUGACUAAUGGCAACUCGAGAAAAAUGCCAAAUGGUUCUCACAAAGCCAGCCCCGCCACUAGAGCUCCCUCGAAGCAAGCACCCGCAUCGACUCCAAAAUCUUUAAAAAAGCCUGCAGAAACCCGAACCUCUUCCCGCUCUACCCGUCGACGAAGUCCAUCUCCCCCGCCCCCUCCGAAAAAUUCGACUCGAUCCCGCCGAUCAGCACGAUUUAGCGAUGCAGUCACAAAAGACGACACAGUACAAGAUUCUCGAACUUCAAAUUCUACUCAUCGAUCGCCUCGGAUUAAGCUAAGAGUCGGUCGAUCUGGGGAUAUUCCUCUUGUGCAUCCUGACCAGGUUCGCAAGAGGCCAAAGAUUGGUACCAACUUUGAGGACUUUUGGACUCGUGGCGGUGACAUUCCUGUUGAGGAGGGUGGACUACAAGCAUCCGAAGAUGGUCCUCAGUAUAACGACGAACUGGCCGAGAGGGAUGCUCGUGUGAUUCUACGGGUCGAGAAGGAGGUCGAAGAUGGCGGUUUGCUAUCCCAGGGUCGAUGUUCCAUCUUUCUACCGGAAGCAGUGGAGGAGCCACCUAGGCAAUAUGCUCGUCAGGAUCACAUGGUGAAGGCUAUGACGAAUUUUAGAAAACUCAUGCUAGCGGAGCAACAACGUCACCGAUUGACAGCAAAGAAAAUAGCCGAGGCUUGCCGGGACGAAUGGCUACGGCGUCAACCCAAGUCGGAAGAAGAGAUUGAGGCCGAGCAGAGGGCAAUCUGGAUAUCCCGAUAUCGUGUUGUGGCUAAGACCCUAUUUGGUACAUGGGAGAAUGUCCGUAAUGAGGUCAAUCGCCGAAGGUUGGCCGAGUGGGAACAGGAGGAGCAGAGGAGAGUCAAGGCAGCAUUGAACGAAGCUGUCAACCUUUCAGAACAGAAACUUCAAGCCCGAAGAGCAGGAUUAGACUCGGAACAGCUUUCGGAGGACGAGGAGGACGGAUUUGAUGAUCUCAGUGACGACAUGAGUAUGGUCGAUGAUGAUGACGAGCUUGGCCUUGCAUCUGGCGAAGACGAAGAUAACGAGAAUGAAGACGCCGACAGUGACAAUAUGUCAUCGGAUGAGGAAGAAGGCGACGAUGAGGAGGACCAGAAGGACAUUGGCGACGAAAACCUGACACAAGAGCAGUUGCGAGAGAAAUAUGCACAUAUCCCAGAACUCGAAAAGCCCGCCGAGGAAGAAACACCAGCCACCGAACCUAAUCCUGAAGACACGGAUGCUGUCGAUCCAGCUCAAGCAACAGCGACCGAGAAUGCCGACACGAGCGAUGAGUCUGUUGAUAUGGAUGAUGAUAUGGGGUCAACUGAUAUGGAAAGCGGUGAGGAGGAGGAAGAGUCAGAAGAGGAAUCCGACGAAGAUGCUGGUGGUCUCCUGGGACUUCUCUUUGGCAAGUCUGAAUUGAAGAAAAUGACCAGCGAGGCUGUUGUGGAAGAUCCGGUUGACUCAAAAGAAGAUUCCGAGAUGCCUGACGUGGAAGCAGUGUCGGAAGUCGAUGGCGAGGGUGCUGAGGAGAAUGAAAUGUCUUUGAUUCAGAUGCCCGACCAUGAGUCUGAGCUUGAGAAGUCAGAACUCAAGGAGCCAGCCCAAGAAGAUACCGAAACUGUACAGGAAGAACCCAUACCAACAGUACCCGCCGACGACAUUGCCCAUGAUACUGCACAGGAUGCACAAGAAAUCACUGAAGCAGUCACUGAGGAGCCUGUCGCUCAGGACGAGGAUGUCGCUAUGGCCGGUACUGAUGCAGAACAAUCCCAUGAGCAACCAUCCCUACCAGAGAAGCCACAUAGCCCGGGAACCGAACCAGUUACCAACCCGCCCAGUCGUGCGCAUAGUACAUCGCCUCCCGCAACAUCAGAAACUAAACCAUCUGAACUCGACACUGCGUCUUCUGGAGAAAUGGCUGUUGACAAACCCGGAAGCAGAUCUCCAUCACCUCAGCAGUCAUCAAAUCACAAAAUUGAAGUGCCAUUCCUUCUCAGAGGAACUCUACGAGAGUACCAGCGCGAUGGUCUUGACUGGUUGGCAGGCCUAUAUGCCAACAGUACCAACGGCAUUCUGGCCGAUGAAAUGGGUCUGGGCAAGACGAUCCAAACUAUUGCCCUUCUUGCUCAUCUAGCGUGCAGUCACGAAGUUUGGGGACCACAUCUUGUGGUGGUUCCCACCAGUGUCAUGCUGAAUUGGGAAAUGGAGUUCAAGAAAUGGUGUCCUGGCUUUAAGAUUUUGGCAUACUACGGCUCUCAAGAGGAGCGAAAGAGAAAGAGACAAGGCUGGAAUAACGACGAUGUUUGGAACGUAUGCAUUACGUCCUACCAGCUUGUUCUUCAGGAUCAACAAGUGUUCAAGCGACGACGCUGGCAUUACAUGAUUCUAGACGAGGCUCACAACAUCAAGAACUUCAAAUCACAAAGAUGGCAAACACUUUUGGGCUUCAACACGCAAGCGAGACUCCUACUUACAGGAACGCCUCUUCAGAAUAAUCUUACAGAGCUUUGGUCACUUCUCUUCUUCCUUAUGCCGGCUGAGAAUGGUGUCGGUGGAUUUGCCGACUUGCAAGAAUUCCAUGAUUGGUUCGCGAAGCCAGAAUCGCAAAUCUUGGAGAGUGGAAGGGAACAAAUGGAUGAUGAAGCAAGAGCGAUUAUCUCAAAGCUUCACAAGGUCUUGCGACCUUAUCUGCUGCGACGUCUGAAAGCCGAUGUCGAGAAGCAGAUGCCCGCCAAGUAUGAGCACGUUGAGUUUUGCCGUCUCUCAAAGCGGCAACGUGAGCUCUACGAUGGGUUCCUUUCUCGGGCAGAUACCAAGGAUACAUUGAACUCUGGCAAUUACUUGUCCAUCAUCAAUUGUCUCAUGCAACUUCGAAAGGUCUGCAACCAUCCUGACCUUUUCGUUGAUCGGCCAAUCAUGACCUCAUUCCGUAUGCAAAAGUCUGUCGUCUCAGACUUUGACGUGACGGAACAAAGGGUCCAACGACUGCUUCACGACCCCAGUCCCAUGAAGGAAGUCAGCUUGGGCUUUCUGAAUCUCAUUCCGACGCAAUGCGAGAGUCUGUCGACUACGCAGGCUGAGCGCAUCUCUCAAUUGAGCUCACAUAGGAUAUUGAGUGAUUUGAGAGAUGCUCAGAGGGUGCGUGCCCAGAGCGCAUAUGCUCAUUUGGAUCCCUCCACGGUCGCAUCCAACAAUGCAUACCUGGAGAGUGGUGCCAGAUGGGGACGUUUCGAGGAGCUCCAACAUUGCUUCUAUCUGAAUGCUUUGCGCCGUCAGAGAAAGCCCAUCUAUGGCAAGAACUUGGUUGAGUUAUUGACUAUUGGUACUGAUAAGAGGCCUUAUAAGCCUCGACCCAAGGUUCCCCGCCAGAUCAUGGCAUGGUUCGAGGACGAGUCGACCUUUGUGCAGUCCAUGAUACCCACGGUCAAUCAACGCGCCGAUAGCUUCAAGACUACUAUCGAGAAGUUCUCAUGCGUUACACCGGCUGUUGUGACCAGAGAUAUGGAACAAUUCGUCCUUGGUCGCAAGGGUAUUGAAGCUUUCACAGACGAGGACCUCAAAUUGUCGGCGCCUGUUCGAUGGGCACCAUUCCUACCAAAAGAAGCACCGCCAGACCCUUGGCAUGAGAGUCGAAUGCGACUCAGCAUUCAAUUCCCUGAUAAGCGACUGCUCCAAUAUGACUGCGGAAAACUUCAGAUCUUGGAUAAGCUGCUACGGAAACUUCAGGCAGGUGGUCAUCGCGCCCUCAUCUUUACUCAGAUGACCAAAGUUCUGGAUAUUCUGGAGCUGUUCCUGAACAUUCAUGGCCACAAAUACCUGCGUCUCGAUGGUGCUACAAAGGUGGAACAGCGCCAGAUCCUUACUGACCGAUUUAACAACGACCCGCGCAUUCUUUGCUUCAUUUUGUCCACGCGAUCGGGUGGUCUUGGUAUCAAUCUUACAGGUGCCGACACCGUCAUUUUCUACGAUCAAGACUGGAACCCUGCAAUGGACAAGCAAUGCCAGGAUCGAUGCCAUCGUAUCGGACAGACCCGCGACGUUCACAUCUACCGUCUGGUCAGCGAACACACAAUUGAAGCCAAUAUUCUUCGCAAGGCGUCGCAAAAGCAGAUGCUAGACGACGUGGUCAUUCAAGAAGGCGAGUUUACCACCGAUUACUUCAAUAAGCUUUCGGUAAGGGACGUCCUCAGCGAGAAACUCGACUCGAAGAGUGAAGGAUUAGAUGCCGCAGACGCUGCUUUGGACAGAGUGCUCGGCGGUCCUGAUACCAGUAAUGACCAACGAAGAAUCGGUCGCACACUUGAGCAAGCAGAAGAUCGAGAAGAUGUGCAAGCUGCACGCGUCGCAGAGAAAGAGAUCCAAGACGACGAGGCCGACUUCACCGAGAAGCCAAGUAACAACGCAUCCGGUGCUUCGACAACGCGACAAGGAACACCAGCCGGAAAGUCAGUUUUGGACGGCGGCCUCGAUGACAUCGACACUCCUCAAGAGGAAGAACAGGAGUAUAACGCAUGGGGCGAAAAGAUGCAUACAAUUGACGAUUACAUGCUCAGCAUCAUGGCAGAGCAACUCAAAGAUACAAAGCUUGAGUUGCCCAAGGAUAAGAAGAAAGGAAAGAAGAAGGGCAAAGACACACGCAAGCGAUAA
Molecule: messenger RNA, 5106 nt
Organism: Fusarium coffeatum
Lineage: Eukaryota; Fungi; Ascomycota; Sordariomycetes; Hypocreales; Nectriaceae
Exons: 1
Coding region: 1-5106 (1701 amino acids)
Cellular component (GO): Swr1 complex
Molecular function (GO): ATP-dependent chromatin remodeler activity; histone binding; ATP binding
Source: RefSeq, a predicted model, not a curated record